Molecule: messenger RNA, 2538 nt
Organism: Blepharisma stoltei
Lineage: Eukaryota; Ciliophora; Heterotrichea; Heterotrichida; Blepharismidae
Source: the annotation of a GenBank genome assembly
AUGGGUCUUGAAGAAGAGAGACAAAAAGUUAAUUUUUGUGUCACGAACCUUUCCCGUUUUUUAAUUUCUCAAGUACUCCCAGAAGUUUCUUUUGAAAGAUGGAGAGAGCUAAAAGAAAAAAUCAUUAAAGUCCCAGCCUUAAUUAAUUCAUUAGAAUGCUACUCAGAUACAAGAGAAGAUGCCCUCAAUAGAGGAAUCAGACACGGCAUGGCUUUGAGAGAUUUUAGCAUCAGAGAAAAAUUAACCUCUGCAGAAAGAAGAAUUGUUAUGGGUUUCUUUCCUCAGUUGAGCCCUUACAUUCUUCACUAUGAUUUCUUUAUGAAUGGCUUCUUUCUUCAGGCUAGCGAGGAACAAAAAGCUCAAUUUGCAGAUAAAUUUGAAACCUUAUAUCCUAUCUAAAUGAAUUUUAGUCAAAUUAUUCUUUUUCAGUAUAAAGGCUAAUUAAUGGUUAAGGUAUAGAAGUUGUCGGUUGUUAUGCCCAAACUGAGCUUGGCCAUGGCUCAAAUGUAAGAGGCCUUGAAACUCAAGCCAUUUAUCAUGCUGAACGAGAUGAAUUUAUUUUAAACAGUCCUACAAUAACAUCAAUGAAGUGGUGGAUUGGAGGACUAGGCAUUGCUGCAACACACGCAUUAGUCGUUGCUAAACUUAUUGUCAAAGAACAAGAUCUCGGGCCACAUACAUUUUUUGUCCAAAUCAGAAACAUGAAGACUCAUUCUCCAUUGCCUGGAGUUUUUGUAGGAGAUAUUGGCCCAAAGCCAGCAAAUCACGCCACAGAUAAUGGAUUUUUAAGGUUUGAGUUUGCUAGAGUCCCAAAAAGUGCAAUGCUAACAAGAUUUGCAAGAAUAAACGAUAAAGGAGAUUAUGAAAUUUUAGAUCCAAACGCUUUAAAAAUUUUAUAUUCCUCAAUUGUAAGAGCUAGAACUAAUUUAGUCAAAGACGCCUGGCAUUUUUCAGUUAUCGCAGCAACCAUUGGUAUUCGCUAUUCACUAGUAAGAGAGCAAUUCCCAGACCCAGAAAAUCCUAAAGCUGAGCGAAAAUUAAUCGACUAUCAAAUCCAAAGAUAUAAGCUAUUCACAGUCUUAUCAAGACUCUAUGCGACCGUAUUUGUGAGGUCGUCAAUUACUGAGCUUUAUAAUGAAUCUGAAAGAUUAGAUUAGAUUAGAUUAAUUAGUUUUAGCCGGUCACGGAGGUUUAUUUCAGCCUCUACCCAGCGCUGCCAGCUUCAGGCUUGCGCCCUAAGCACCGGCUCUGUUACUCACUCCAUUUUCUGUCGACGUCACCAAAAAAUGGUGACGUCGUCAUCUGACAGGGAGACUCACCCAGGUACUCCUUUGAUCAGGGUCUAGUCACCCGGCGCCGUCCUUUCUGGGGAGGGGGGAAAAGUAGCCUUCCGGAGUCUUCUUCAGGUCCCCAAGCUCCACUACAAGCUUCCUCACUUCCUUCUAGUCCUGAAGUGUGACUCCUGAUUCUGCGGCUCUGGUCUUCUCGUCUUUGUGAGAGGCAAAAAACCUUGUCGUGGUGUCCCGACCAAGGUAAAAAAACCCACCCUGGACACAAUAUCCAGGCCCCGUUUACUUCUUAACCCCGUAGUCCCUGAGGGUACAGGAGAAGGACGGGUCGGAUGGCUCGCCAUUUUAAUUGUGUGAAUCUGAAAGAAGAAUGGUAACUUUUGACGGCUCUUUACUAGGAGAACUACAUGCUUUAUCGUCACUUUAUAAAGGAUAUAUCACAGCAAUAACAUUAGAAAAUAUUGAAACAUGUAGGAGAUGCUGUGGAGGACAUGGAUACUCCAUGUAUUCAGGCCUCCCAAGCUUAUACGCUACCUAUUUGCCGUCAGUCACUUAUGAUGGUGACAAUAGUAUACUAACCCUUCAAGCAGUCAGAUAUAUGGUAAAUACCAUUAAAAAAAUCAAUAAAGGUCAGCCUGUCCCUGAUAAAUAUUCAUUUUUAGCUAAACCUAUCCCCAAUCUUUCAGGAACCCAAAACCCAGCCUGUCCUAAUUUCCACCAAGCUUGUUUCCAGGCCAUUUCUCAUUACACGCUACAUAAGCUCGCCAAAAAAGAAGCCGACUAUCUCAAAAUUGGUGCGAAAAAAGAAAAAGUUUGGUCAGAUUAUUUACAAGUAGAAGGGAUAGAAGCUGCAGAAACCUUUUUCUAUGUCUCGUCCCAUGAAGACUUUAUUAAAGGACUGUCAUUAAUUACUGAUCAAAACACUAGACAAGCUGUUGAGUAUUUGCGUCAAAUCUAUGCUAUAAGUGAGAUGGAGAAAUAUAAUGGACUUCUUUUAAACCUAGGAGCCUCUGUAGAAACAAUUGAAAAUAUGAAGCAGACUUUAUUAGAAGCUCUGGAUAAAGCAAGAAAUAACGCGAUUGGACUUAUAGAAGCUUUUGAUGAGCCGGAUGAAAUUUUAAAUUCGGUUCUUGGGAGAAGGGAUGGGAAUGUUUAUCAAUCUAUGCUGAAUGCAGCAAAAUAUUUGAACCCUAUUAAUAAGACUAGUGUCUACCCAGGGAUUCAGCAGUAUUUAAGGCCUAAAAUUUAG